UCUCCUCCUCGUCGUCUUCUCACCAGAAUGCUUUACUUCCAGAUGGUGAUCAUGGCAGGGACUGUGAUGCUGGCGUAUUACUUCGAGUACACCGACACCUUCACGGUCAACGUGCAGGGCUUCUUCUGCUACGAGAGCGCCUAUCGCAAGCCUUACCCGGGCCCGGAGGAGAGCAGCGCGGUGCCCCCCGUGCUCCUCUACUCGCUGGCGGCGGGGGUGCCCGUUUUGGUGAUCAUUGUUGGAGAAACGGCAGUGUUUUGCUUGCAGAUGGCCACACGGGAUUUUGAAAACCAAGAAAAAACAAUAUUGACUGGUGACUGUUGCUACAUAAACCCACUGGUGCGCAGGACUGUCAGAUUCCUUGGCAUUUAUGCAUUUGGACUUUUUGCAACGGAUAUCUUUGUAAAUGCUGGACAAGUAGUAACUGGGAAUCUUGCGCCGCACUUCCUUGCACUUUGCAAGCCAAACUACACUGCUCUUGGGUGCCAGCAGUUCACGCAGUUCAUCAGUGGUGCCGAGGCUUGCUCCGGAAACCCGGAUCUUAUCAUAAAAGCCAGAAAAACAUUUCCAUCCAAAGAAGCAGCUCUGAGUGUAUAUGCAGCAACAUAUCUGGCCAUGUAUAUCACCAACACGAUAAAAGCCAGGGGAACGAGGCUGGCGAAACCAGUCCUUUGCUUGAGCUUAAUGUGUAUGGCAUUUCUUACUGGUCUCAACAGAGUGGCAGAAUAUCGAAACCAUUGGUCGGACGUGAUAGCAGGAUUUCUAGUGGGUGUAUCUAUAGCAGUGUUUUUGGUUGUGUGUGUGGUAAAUAAUUUUAGAGGUAGACAACCAGAAAAUGAACAUUCGCACAUGGACAAUCUGGCUCAAAUGCCUAUGAUCAGCAUCCCCCGGGUAGAAAGUCCUUUAGAAAAGAACCACAUCACGGCCUUUGCAGAAGUCACAUGA
Molecule: messenger RNA, 945 nt
Organism: Elgaria multicarinata webbii
Lineage: Eukaryota; Metazoa; Chordata; Lepidosauria; Squamata; Anguidae
Gene: PLPPR5
Product: phospholipid phosphatase related 5
Exons: 6
Coding region: 28-945 (305 amino acids)
Biological process (GO): phospholipid metabolic process; signal transduction; phospholipid dephosphorylation
Cellular component (GO): plasma membrane
Molecular function (GO): phosphatidate phosphatase activity
Source: RefSeq, a predicted model, not a curated record